AUGGCCACAGAAUCCCAGCCUACCGACUCCAAGUACGACCAGUACGACUUCCCCACCACCGCUCCGGAAGCGCAGCCUGGCCACCCCGGCCACACCUCCCCCGAACAGGAUGCAAAGGUGCACCAGCUCCGCGCUGAGCUCGAAAAGCUCGGCUACACCGAGCGUUUGGAUACGCUGACUCUCCUGCGGUUCCUGCGUGCCCGCAAGUUUGAUGUCGAGGCUGCCAAGGCUAUGUUCACUGCAAGCGAGGCAUGGCGCAAGGAGUUCGGCACCGAUGAUCUGGCUCGCAACUUCGAGUACCCCGAAAAGGAGGAGGUCUUCAAGUUCUACCCUCAGUACUACCACAAGACGGACAAGGAUGGUCGCCCCGUCUACAUCGAGAAGCUGGGUAAGAUCGACCUGAACCAGAUGUACAAGAUCACCACUGCCGACCGCAUGUUGAAGAACCUGGUGUGCGAGUAUGAGAAGCUGGCCGACCCCCGCCUGCCUGCUUGCUCGCGCAAGGCCGGCAAGCUGCUUGAGACCUGUUGCACCGUCAUGGACCUGAAGGGCGUGGGCAUCACCAGUGUGCCGUCCGUCUACGGCUACGUCAAGCAGGCCUCCGACAUCUCGCAGAACCACUACCCCGAGCGUCUCGGCAAGCUUUACUUGAUCAACGCGCCAUGGGGCUUUAGCAGCGUCUUUAGCGCCGUCAAGGGCUUCCUUGACCCCGUUACCGUCAGCAAGAUCCACGUCCUCGGCAGCGGAUACCAGAAGGAGCUUCUGUCCCAGGUCCCCGCUGAGAACUUGCCCGUCGAGUUCGGUGGCUCUUGCAAGUGUGAGGGUGGCUGUGAGCUCUCCGACAUGGGCCCCUGGCAGGAGGCUGAGUGGGCCCGUCCCCCCUAA
This is a messenger RNA of Penicillium mononematosum, 885 nucleotides long. Its product is annotated as SEC14 family lipid-binding protein. NCBI's taxonomy places the organism in Eukaryota, Fungi, Ascomycota, Eurotiomycetes, Eurotiales, Aspergillaceae. The transcript is spliced from 3 exons. The record is from RefSeq and is a predicted model, not a curated record. Bases 1 to 885 code for a protein of 294 amino acids.